This is a messenger RNA of Bactrocera oleae (olive fruit fly), 7339 nucleotides long. RefSeq lists its product as uncharacterized. Gene Ontology annotation, biological process: cell surface receptor protein tyrosine kinase signaling pathway; multicellular organism development; positive regulation of kinase activity. NCBI's taxonomy places the organism in Eukaryota, Metazoa, Arthropoda, Insecta, Diptera, Tephritidae. Gene Ontology annotation, cellular component: plasma membrane; signaling receptor complex. The record is from RefSeq and is a predicted model, not a curated record. Gene Ontology annotation, molecular function: ATP binding; transmembrane receptor protein tyrosine kinase activity.
UGCGCAGCAAAAUUAACAGUAACGAAAACUGGAAUAACUGCAAAGAAUUUGUGAGAAAAAAUCAUCUAUAUACACACACAUACAUAUCUACAUAAGUAUAUAAUGUUUGAAAAGUGUUCCUAAAAUGAUUUACUAGCUAAUUAUUGUGAAAGACAAUAAAUUUAAGUCAAAUAUAAAAAAAACUAAUUGUCAAUUUAAUGAACUUCCUUAGUGGCGGAUGCAAUUGUGAACAAAGAUUUGUUCAAAUUUGGAUGCUCUGGAUUUAUAACUACAGUUUAACCAGCUGAUCAUAAGAAGUUUUCAAAACGCUAUGUAAACUCAGGCUUCUUAGUCUACCCACUCUUUUAGUUCCUCGCAUUUUUACGAAAAUUAAUUAAGAACCAGUGUAGCGAUUUCAUACUAACCUUAUAUAUUGCGGUUGCUCCAUAUUCGGUUGCUCCAUACUCGAUUGAUUUAAAGAAAGCAAAAAUAAACUGGCUGAUAUUUACAACUUUUAAUUAGACAUUCAAAAUACAAUUUGAUUGUAUCCGGAAUCGCUAUAAAUAUUUUUAUUGUGAACUAGAUAAGAAAAAAGACUGAUAUAAAAAUCGGAUAAGAAUUAAAUUUGUUAUUGCGCUUGUAAAACAAAAUUGCGAAAAAAAAUAUUCAGCACUUAUGUGCAAACAUCAAUUGAAUGAAAAUUUGAAAAGGACACUGAGAAGAUACUAAAAAAAUUACGAAAUAAUACAAAAUAAAUGGAAUAAAAUAAACACUUUGACAACGUAUGCACAAAGUUGAAGUGAAAGCGGUAACAGGACUACCGAUUCUAAAGAUUUAAUUUAUCAGAAGUUAAGACUGAAAAUCGGCUCAAAUAUGCAGCCAACUACAAGUAUUCAAUUUUGUUGGUUUGCUGGUCUUGUGCUCUUGUUCGGGCAAAUAGUAGCGAGUCAAGGGAUGUUGUCUACAGAAGAGUUGCCAAGGACUGCAUACAGAAAGAAAUAUCCACAUAACUUUGAUUACAACUGUUUUAGGAAUGACGAACUACUACCAAAUUUCUCAAAUGUGAGAGAUGAUUCAAUUGGCCUGCAAGUUUCCGAUCGCGCCUUACACCAAGUAAUGAGUCGCAUUUUCGCUAUCGUUUUACGUGAAAAACUUCAUUAUCGUAAUGUCUCACUAGUGCCGCUUGUAAAUAAGGUUAAUGCGUCUGUCUAUAAAUUUGAAGAGAUCAAUUAUCGCAACAUAUUCGAUCAGCUGAGAUACUUGCCUGAUGGGAUUAUGACUAUGAUCAAUGUAGCUGUUUGGAUGCCAGCAGUUGUGCGAUCCAUAGUGUCAGAAACAGUUUUGGAAGCUGGCAUAUCAAUAACACCCGGACGUUUCGGCUGGUUUGUGCCGAAAAUACAAGUCGAUAUGCCGUUAGAGUUGGCCGCCUACAGUCUGCACUACAGCGUAUUUCUGAAUCAAACGCAUGGUGAUUAUGGACGUUACGUAGUACCGGUAGAGAUACUAGAUGAACUGCGUGUGGGUAAAAACUACGAGGAAUACAUAAGCCCAAAUUGCGUGGGAAAAACAUGUGUCACACUGUUGGCCGAGCACAAACCCGACACCGCCUUCGUCAUGCAUCAUAUAGCCAGUACAAACAGUUUCGUUAACGUGUUAUGGUUGGGUGCGGACUUUCGCGAGAAGCUGCGUCAACUGCAUGGCAAAUACCAGGAUAAGCUUAGUGCUGAAUUACGUCAUAAACGCUUUAUUGUGGUGCACUGGACGCCAUCCAUUGUGAUCGAUGGCGAAAUUGAGUUCUAUCAAAUCACUUUGCCGCGUUGUGAAGACUUGUCGAUAUUAUAUUUAACCGUCUGCAAAUAUGAGCUCACACCGGUACUCAAGUACUAUGAGCAAAGUUUGACCGACGAGCGCUUGGUGUCCGCUCUGCGCGAGUUUCAAAUAUCCGACCAUAUGCUUCAGCUACUACAGCUGAGCCCACACUGGCAUAGCAGCGAUACGAGUAUCGAGGACGUCUACAAUAAAGUGGCAUGCGAUUGGCUAAAGUCUAACGAGGAGACAUACAUGCAAUGGAUUAGCACAAAGUCACCAAUUACAUUAUAUAUCGGUGGCAUUUUUCCGCUAACGGACUUUAGUCGUGGUCAUCAAAAUCUCUCGAAAGCCGUUAGGCAAGCUGUUGAAGCUGUAAAUCAUAGUGGUUUGCUUAAAAAUUACAAUCUCGAUGCGAAGACUCACGACGGUCAGUGUAAAGCGGACGAGGUUAUGAAAGUAUUCAUACAUUAUUUUUCUAAGCCGCGUGUAUUGGGUGUGCUGGGUCCAGCUUGUAGUGAAACCGUCGAACCCAUAGCCGGCAUAUCGAAACAUACAAAUAUGGCGGUUAUAUCUUACUCGGCGGAGGGCGCCUCAUUUAUCGAUCGUCGUGCUUAUCCGUACUUCUUUCGUACGAUCGGUUCAAAUCGUCAGUAUGAGGACGUGUAUGUCGAGUUAAUGAAAUAUUUGGGUUGGAGGCGUGUUGCUGCGCUUACGGAGGAUGGACAAAAGUAUACCGAGUAUAUAUCGCAUAUGGAGACGGCUAUGAAGCAACAAAAUUUGGAAUUGAUUAUCAAUAAGAAGUUUCUAAGUGAUGUGAAGGUUUCGGAAAUGAACAAACAUUUGUUGGAUCUAAAAGAAAAGCACGCCAAAAUCAUUAUUGCGGAUAUACACAGCAGGAAUGCUGAGCUGGUGCUUUGUGAGGCCUUUAAUUUGGGUAUGACAGCUUACGACGGCUAUGUUUGGUUCUUGCCCUCAUGGAUAUCUAAAGACUGGAGUACUUUGGCUGGUAACCACAACUGUACAAAAGAGCAGUUAAAUAAGGCUACGGAAGGUCACUUCAGCAUAAUGCAUACACCUUUUGGUGAUCUGAAUGCUACCAUGCAGGAAAAUAUAACCGUACGAGAAUGGUUACACUCACAUUCCCAAACUAAUGAUGUGCUCUCCAAUUACACCGGUUACGCGUACGAUGCUGUUUGGGCUUACGCCUACGCAGUGUCAAAGUUGCUGACGGAGAACGAAGAUGCGGUAAAUAAUUUGCGUAGUAAAAGUGUGGUCACGCGUUUGGUACAGCUCAUUUGGCAGACAAAUUUCACGGGACUCUCCGGCCGUGUACAGUUCGGUCAAGGCGGUUCGCGCAUCACCGAUUUAGACAUCGUUCAAUGGCGCAAUACGCAAUUUCAUUAUGUUGGCAAAUUUAUUCCACGUGUGAUAGGCGAGGGCAAUCUUAUGAGUACCUAUGGUGGCCGUUUGCAGUUGAAUGAAGCUAAAGUGACAUGGCUGGAGAGCGGUGGUCAGCGACCAAGCGAUGGUACGUACGACUGUAGCUUUGCACUUUUAGCAAAAUUACUCAAUAAGGAUUGUGAAAGCGCAGCCUUCACGUUCACGGCUGUGGUGUGUCUUUUAUUUGUGGCAAUUGUAUCGUUAACAUCUUUCCUCUUCUGGAAGAAACGUUACGACAAGAAACUGAAGCGGUCAGCGAAAAUAAUGAAAAAUUUCGGUAUUGACUUGCUGGCGCCGUCGCGCAAUAAGAGCAAUACGCUUGACAAAUGGGAAGUGCCGAAAGAAAAUGUGGUGCUAAAUCGGCGUUUGGGUAAAGGUGCGUUCGGUAUGGUGUAUGGUGGUGAGGCGCAGAUUGGUGCUAGCGGUUGGACAGCAGUGGCAGUCAAGACACUAAAAGCAGGCGCCUCCACAGAAGAUCGUUUGGAUUUCUUAUCCGAAGCAGAGGCUAUGAAACGUUUAAAUCACAAUAACAUAGUUACACUCUUGGGUGUUUGCUUACAAACCGAACCAAUUUACACAAUCAUGGAGUUCAUGCUUUAUGGCGAUUUGAAGACAUACUUGCUAGCGCGUCGACAUUUGCUCAAAGAGAAGGUAACCGAAGACUCGGAUGUCUCGUCGAAACGAUUAACUAUGUAUGCCAUGGAUGUGGCACGUGGACUCGCCUACCUCGCCAGCGAAAAGUAUGUACACCGGGAUGUUGCAUGCCGCAAUUGUCUAGUGAAUGCGCAGCGUGUCGUCAAACUCGGCGAUUUCGGUAUGGCGCGCUCCACCUACGAGAGUGAUUACUAUCGUUUCAAUCGAAAAGGCAUGUUACCUGUACGCUGGAUGGCGCCAGAAUCUUUAACUUUCGGCAUGUUCACGUCCGCCUCGGAUGUGUGGGCUUUUGGUGUUGUGCUUUACGAGAUAAUCACCUUCGGUUCUUAUCCAUAUCAAAGCCUAACUAACAAUCAGGCUUUUGAAUAUAUUAAAAGUGGCAAAACUUUGCAAAUACCUACGGGUGCGAAGCCACAGUUAGAGGGUUUGCUUAAAGCCUGUUGGAGUCACGAGCCCAAAAAGCGUCCAACUGCUUCAGAGGUCAUCGAUCAUAUUUCGAAUUAUCCACGCUUAUUGACGCCUUGUCUAGAUGUACCGAGCGCUUCGGUGGAAAUGCCCGAAAUCGAAAGUGAUGAAGUGGAACUUUUACCCAAAUCACGUAAAUGCUCACCGUUCAGGUGUGACUCAACGCUGGAUAUUUUACCGCAAACCAAUAUCACGAACCAUUUUGAAGACUCUAAUGAUUUAAUCGGUAGUACUGAGUCAGUCGCGCAUGCAGACCUUGAAAUACCCGUCAGCUAUACAUUGGAUGUGUCUCCAACACAGCGUUUAAAUAACAACAACAAUAAUAAUAUAAUACAUAAUAAAACGUUCAGUUUGGAUGAUUUUCAAGCAACUACACCGGAUGGUUACAGCGUUAUGUCACCGUUAUUUACGCAUCGUAUUAGCGAAAGUUCGGAUUCCUCGCAGGCGAGACUGCUGAAGAAGUCCUCUUUGGAAACGCUGCAGCAGACAGAAUUCUGAUUAUAUGUAAACAUAUUCUGUUACAAAAACCAAAUCGUUCAAAUUUCAUGUAGUGAAUUAUGUAGACUUCGUUCGACUGAAGCUAUUGUACAAUAUUAGUCACUUUACUCGCCAACUUACCUGAUGCUUAUCGCCAUUUUUGUUUAGAUACCAUGCACACAUUUGUAAAUAUGCAUUUAUCUAUACUAUAUAUACAUCCUACCGGCAUAUAUGCAUAUGUACAUAAAAACAAAUUAUGAAAGUCAAUGUUAAUGACUUUCAUAAACUAAUUACAUAAGUAGGCUAGAUUAUUACAAGGACUUGAAGGUCAUUAAAUGAUUAUGUAGGCAAAAGAGUGCCAUUAAUAGAUAAUAAGUGGUUUCUGCGUAGUAUAUACUCUUAGUAGCAAACAUUUUAAGUCUAACUCUGUAACCACGCCCAUUUUUACGUUUAAAAGUUUUUACUACAGAUCUCAUAUAUAAUUUAUGUCUACUGGAUCUAUAAAUAUUCUAUUACCUAUGUAUAUCAGGAAUAGUGAAAAAAACUAAUCCCGUUUUCUAAUUUUCCAAUUUGCCAUCAGCGCCAGCGGCUGAACCAGGAUUGCAAACUUUUUAUUUCAAAUUUAAUUUUUAAUUAGCAAAUCGGAAUUAACAUUUUUUUUUUCUAAUCAAAAGCUGGAUGAGAUGGGGGUAAAAAGGAGAGAUUUUCAUAUUUCUAAACGAAAAACUAUAACUAAAAGUAAUUAAGUGUAAAUAAGACAAAAAGUGCUAAUCUAUAGUGAAAUUUAAUACCUUUUUUAUUAUUUUAAAUUUUACACCCCUGUCCGAAACGGAUGACAUUUGUAGUAGUCGUUUCUGGUUAGAACCUUAUGAACGUUGUCUAAUUAAAGGUUUGUUUUGUCAAAAAAAUAUUACAUCAGUUUGUGAUAUCACAUGUCAAAGUUAAUGGCUGGCAAAUAAUAUCGAUAGAGUAAUUCCAAACCUUAUACUUCUAGCCAGUUAGACAUAAUUAUAUUUUCAAGAAUAAUAAUUAUGUAUGCCGAUAUUAUCUUUUUCUGCGUGUCACAUACACAGCAUAAAACCUCCUCUAACGGUACCUAGAUCUUUGAUUUUCGAGUUUGUCUUGUAUGGAAUUUUAUUUAACUACAGCACUGUUAAAUUAGAUUUGUAUCAGAUAUUUUCACUAAGCAAUAAUCUAUGUACCUAAAACGCUGUGGUUCCUCUUAGUGUCAUGUGACACAUAUGUAUAUAUUACAUACAUAUGUAUGUACAAAUAAAUAUAGUAAUCAAGUCUUUACUUGGAUGUACCUAUUAAAAUCAUUUACUACACCUACUAAAAUAACACUAUUGACUAAAAUAAUUUACAACAAUAUUUACCUUUGGAAGAAGUACAAGUUUUUAUUUUUAUUUAUCAAUAUAAAACACAAUUUUUACUGCCUUUUGAAAGCCCUAUGUAUAAUAACAUAACUACCGUAAACUCAACCUCUUGCUAUAAAAUUAUACUGUUAGUUGACACCGACAGGCAUUUAUAACAUUUACACUCAUGUAGUGCCUAGUGCCGAAUAGAACAAACAUUGUAAUCGACGAAAAAGAGAUAAUCACUUAAUGAGGCACUUACAUAUUCUCUUGUGUUGAAUACAACCUCUAAGCAUUAAAAAUCAUAACUCAAAUGAGUUGUUACGAAAGCUUGAUGAGUAAAGCAAAAAAUUCUAGUAAUAGCAUAUAUUCGCUUAAAAAAAUAAAAAUUUCAAAAAGGUCGGCUGCCUUCGAGUCCACAAUCCGUUAGCUUCAGUUGUAAAAAAAUGUAAUUCUAAAAGCAAAGUUAGUUUUUGCUUAAGGAGAUUUCACCACUUUUCUAGAAAUCGCUCAUUUUGAGUUAUGAUAAAUUUUUCCUAUUUUUAAAUAUGAUUUGUUCUUACAUUGAAGAAACUCUGGCAAAUAUAUGGCCUUUGGAAGAUAUAAAUAAUUUUGUUGAAAUGGACAAUUUUUUUUAAUACAUGUUUUUUUGAACAUAUCGUUUACGAUAAUUAUAAUAUUAUUUAAAUAUGAUAUGGAGAGUUAGAGAUUGUCUCUUAUAUAUUGUAUAAACACAUACCUAAAUAAUACAUAUAAAAUAGUUUUUAACUUUACAAAAUCAGAACACUAACCAUUACUUUCGAGUUAACCAUCUUUUAACUUUAAUAAUACAGGUUGAAAUGUUUAUGAAGUAAAUUCAAAAUAUAAAGCUUAUAGCAACAAAAUGUCGGUCAACAUGUUCCAGAAAUUUAUUUACUUAAACACACUUAUGUAAUAUUUAUACAUUUUCAAAAUACUAGAGUAAGUAGUAAAAUAAGUUUGCUAAUUUAUAUGCUUUUAUGUAUCAUGAUACGUAAGUACAAAUGUAUGUGUGCUUAAGCAUAUAAAAUUAAGUGCAAAUUGUUCAUUAAGUUCCUAUUGUCUCGAAAAAGAAAAAUAUCAACAUACUAUUUACAUAUAUUUACACAUAAUGGUAAAGUUAAUGCUUCACACAACAAAAU